Molecule: messenger RNA, 990 nt
Organism: Magnusiomyces paraingens
Lineage: Eukaryota; Fungi; Ascomycota; Dipodascomycetes; Dipodascales; Dipodascaceae
Exons: 1
Coding region: 1-990 (329 amino acids)
Biological process (GO): mitochondrion organization
Cellular component (GO): SAM complex
Source: RefSeq, a predicted model, not a curated record
AUGACAAGCAUUGAAGGACCAUUUGAAUUGCAUAUCUGGGGCCCAUUGGGUGAUCUACCUUCAUUUUCACCCGAAUGUCUUGCUGCAGUAUGGUACAUUACACAAGCAAUUCCUGAAGAACUACAAGCCCAAGUACUAAUCUACCAAUCUUCUAAUACAAAUGUAUCACCAGCUGGUGUUUUACCAGCCCUCGUUCAUGGUGGGAAAGUUUUUUCUGGAUUCACAUCAAUUUUAAGAUACCUUAAAGCACAUGGAUUUGAUUUGGAUGCACCAGUGCUAACAAGUUCGGAACUUAAUACCAAACUGCCAGCAACCUUGGCUUAUCUGGAUACAAAUCUGGGAGCAAUUUCGCAAUAUUUAUUAUUUGUUCAGAGUAAGAAUUAUGAGAAACUGAUGCGGCCAUUGCUAUCACAAUUAAUUCCAUUUCCUAUGCAGUACUCAGUGCCAUUAAGGGAAAAGGCAAUUGCAGAGGCACAAUGUUUGUCACUUGGAUUGCAUCAACAAUCUACAUCAUCAAAUAGUAAAGAUGUACCAGAAAGCUCUCCAAUUUUAAGUAAACUUCAGUUGCAAUUGGAGGAACAACGCAAAGCACGAGAGUUGAGUAUGAAAGAGGCCAAGCAAUCUUUACGAAUGCUUUCUUUUGCACAGGAUGUAUUUCGCAAUAUUGUCAAAUUGGGUAAACAAGAUUCCAGUAGUGAUGAUGAUGGUGAGAGGAAAAGUGAUGGCAAUCAAAGUUCUUGGCAAUUGUUCCCACGGUUAUCAUCUGCAGAUUUAUUAUUGCUUGCACAUUUAAUUAUUCAGACUCACGAACGACUACCGUUUUCGCCAAUUAAGUCAUUACUGGAGGGCGAGUUCCCAGAGUUGGUUAGUUAUAUUGAACGGAAUGUAUCUGGGUUGCAUGAUUUGCAGAUGAAUAUUGUACCUACAAAACCUGAGGAUCGGCCGACGUUGUACAAUGCUGUUUCAAGUUGGGUUACCAGUUGGUUUUAA